Cebus imitator (Panamanian white-faced capuchin) is the source of this 1009-nucleotide messenger RNA. RefSeq names its product histone H3-like centromeric protein CSE4. The transcript is spliced from 2 exons. Gene Ontology annotation, cellular component: nucleosome. The coding region runs from base 30 to 953 and encodes 307 amino acids. NCBI's taxonomy places the organism in Eukaryota, Metazoa, Chordata, Mammalia, Primates, Cebidae. The record is from RefSeq and is a predicted model, not a curated record. Gene Ontology annotation, molecular function: structural constituent of chromatin; protein heterodimerization activity; DNA binding.
CUAAAAGGCUGUUUUUCAAUUAGCCCAAGAUGGCUCGUACCAAGCAGACUGCACGUAAAUCCACUGGUGGGAAAGCGCCGCGGAAGCAGCUGGCUACUAAGGCAGCUCGGAAAAGCGCUCCAGCCACCGGCGGCGUGAAGAAGCCCCACCGCUACCGGCCCGGCACCGUGGCUCUGCGGGAGAUCCGCCGCUACCAGAAGUCGACCGAGCUGCUGAUCCGAAAGUUGCCUUUCCAACGCCUCGUGCGAGAAAUUGCUCAGGACUUCAAGACCGACCUGCGCUUCCAGAGCUCUGCGGUGAUGGCGCUGCAGGAGGCCUGCGAGGCCUACUUGGUGGGGCUCUUUGAGGACACCAAUCUGUGCGCCAUCCACGCCAAGCGGGUGACUAUCAUGCCCAAGGACAUUCAGCUCGCACGCCGCAUUCGUGGGGAGAGAGCGGCGCGAAAUUGGAAGAAUCGGACCAAUCAGAAGGCCUUUGCCUUUAUAAAUAGGAGUAAGACCAGCUGUUUCUUCAGUCGCGACCAUUUUCUGAACCCUCCUCUCAUGGCUCGUACCAAGCAAACAGCUCGCAAGUCCACAGGCGGCAAGGCUCCGCGCAAGCAGCUGGCCACCAAGGCGGCCCGCAAGAGCGCUCCGGCCACCGGGGGCGUGAAGAAGCCGCAUCGUUACCGGCCCGGCACAGUUGCUCUCCGGGAAAUCCGCCGCUACCAGAAGUCCACCGAGCUACUGAUUCGCAAGCUGCCGUUCCAACGCCUGGUCCGUGAGAUCGCACAGGACUUCAAGACCGACCUGCGCUUCCAGAGCUCCGCGGUGAUGGCGCUGCAGGAGGCCUGCGAGGCCUACCUGGUGGGGCUCUUUGAGGACACCAACCUGUGCGCCAUCCACGCCAAGCGGGUGACUAUCAUGCCCAAGGACAUCCAGCUCGCUCGCCGCAUCCGCGGAGAGAGGGCAUAAGUGGUACUAAAGGCGAGUGCCAACGUAAACCAAAGGCUCUUUUCAGAGCCGCCAAC